AGGAAACAACAACAUAAUUUGAACUAUUGUUCUUCGCUGACAAGGAACGCACACGCACGCACACCACCACCAUCACCACCGCAUUUCUCUCUUCUCUUUGCCAGAGCUCUGUGCCUUUUGACUGACUUUUAAUUCGCAUUUUUCUUGUUUGUUGGGAGACGCGUUGCACCUUGCCCUCCAACACCUCUCACCAUGAAGAAGAGCAUUUCACUGAAGGAAUUCUCCACUACACCGACGGUGUCGUACAUGCUUAGCAAGGAUGGCCACAACGUCGCCGCGCCGGCGGACGCGCAGGGCCGCCAUAUGAAUCCUCCACCGCAGCCGCCGAAGACGGAGAAGCCGCGCCAGGCGCCGGUGCCUGACGCGGAUGAUGAGAUGUACGAGAUGGAGUAG
This is a messenger RNA of Leptomonas pyrrhocoris, 393 nucleotides long. RefSeq lists its product as hypothetical. The coding region runs from base 193 to 393 and encodes 66 amino acids. The transcript has a single exon. The record is from RefSeq and is a predicted model, not a curated record. Lineage: Eukaryota; Euglenozoa; Kinetoplastea; Trypanosomatida; Trypanosomatidae.